AUGGAAAAUGCAUUGCAGUUUCGCAGCGACCAGCGUUUUAAAAUCGUGCAAUUUACUGAUAUUCAUUGGCACAAUGGUGAAGAACCCGAUCAACAAUCGGCAGCAUUAAUAGCACGAGUAGCAAAAACUGAAUCCCCAGAUUUGAUUGUGCUGACUGGCGAUAUUUUGGCGGGCGGAGGUUGUGAUGAUGCCGCUGAAUCCCUCCGACAAGUUGUUCAAACCGUCGAAGCGUGUGGGGUUCCGUGGGCAGCAGUCUUCGGGAAUCACGACGAUGAAGGCACCGCUGAUCGGCACGAACUCAUGGCAAUCAUGUCGGAGAGUCCGCUAUCCCUCACGCAACCAGGACCGGCGGAGAUUCCCGGUGUUGGGAAUUACGUCUUAUCCAUCCAGAGUUUUAAGGAGAAUGUGCCCGCUGCAGUGCUCUACUUUAUUGAUUCCGGCAGUUACGCGCAAACAGAUAUUGGUGGCUACGAUUGGAUUAAACGGGAACAAAUUGCGUGGUAUCUGCAAGAAUCUGCAAGAAUCACUGCUGGAGCGGGGAAUCCACUUCCUGCACUCGCCUUUUUCCACAUCCCAAUUCCUGAAUAUGACGAGGUAUGGGACUUUCACACCUGCUAUGGGGUGAAAUAUGAGAACGUAUGCGCGCCUCAGGUCAAUACGGGUUUCUUCGCCGCGAUGCAUGAAGCAGGCGAUGUCAUGGGAACGUUUGUCGGACACGAACAUGUUAACGAUUUCUGGGGUGAUUUGCACGGGAUUCGCCUGUGCUACGGGCGCGCUUCUGGCUACAAUACUUACGGUCGAGAGGGAUUUCCCCGCGGCGCACGGGUCAUAGCGUUACAGGAAGGUGAACGUCAAUUUGAGACAUGGCUUCAUCUGGAUGACGGGACAGUAGUCGCGGGAGCAACCGGAGCAUACGCCGCUUCAGCGAACUUUUACCGAAGAUUAACGGAACGCACUGCAACUAAUAAUCGGAUUUAA
Geodia barretti is the source of this 978-nucleotide messenger RNA. The record is from the annotation of a GenBank genome assembly. NCBI's taxonomy places the organism in Eukaryota, Metazoa, Porifera, Demospongiae, Tetractinellida, Geodiidae.